UGCGUGAAGACUUGAAUGGUGAGGAUGUCCGAAAAUGGUAUGACGGCUAUGUAUAUAAUCCACGUUUUCAAAAUGCUUAUUGGACUAGGAUGAAGUUUAUAACUAAACACCGUAUUAUACCAAAUUUUGAAGUUCGUAUUGACAGGGUGUUAAAUUUGCCAUUUUUCAAUUCUGGACAACGGUCGUAUCAAUCAGAAUACGUUUAUCAUGCCUUUUGCUUGGGAAUGUUCGUUGUUGCUCGUGAUCGAGGCUAUAACGUUGAUUCUAAUCAUGAGGCCGGUAAAGGAAGAUUUGUUAUAAGGAUAGUUCAUAAAUCAGAUGCCGUAAUUGAUAUGGCCAUUGUCAUUGAGUUUAAGGUUGUUGAUGAUAAGGAAAGCUCAGAAAGCGUUAGAUCAAAUUGA
Molecule: messenger RNA, 401 nt
Organism: Funneliformis mosseae
Lineage: Eukaryota; Fungi; Glomeromycota; Glomeromycetes; Glomerales; Glomeraceae
Source: the annotation of a GenBank genome assembly